AUGCUCCAGGCGGGCCUCGGGAAGGCGCGGGGGUUGGGGGCGGAGGUCCUCCGGGCGCGGGCCUGGCAAGGAGAAGCCUCGGUCAGGAGCCCCAGCCUCCUGCCAGCCCGAAGCCCCCUCCCCUCUUUUGGCACGGGAUCGCAAUGGCUGCUGCAGUGUUAUGCCUGUCAGUCCCUGUACAUGGGGGAGCGCUGCAAGCAAGUUCAAAACUGCGUCCACGGCCACAGCUUCUGCAAAGCCAUCAUCUCCCACAGGAACACGGAGUCGGGUCCUCUGACCACCUACUCCGCAUGGUGUGCAGACACGUGUCAGCCCAUCACUAAGACACUGGAAGGGACCCUGAUGACCCUGACCUGUUGCCAGUCCACUCUCUGCAACAUCCCACCCUGGCAGGACCCCCCAGGCAACGGAGCCGGUAGCCCCCAGGGCAGCCCCACGAUGGUGGCUCUCCUGCUCAGCCUCCUUCCCGGCCUUCAGGCCGUGGGGUCCUGAAUGCGUGGUCCCACCCCCACCCCACUCACACCCUGGAUGGCCAGCACUCUGUCCAGUGCCUUACCCACCUGGCUCCCCGUCCCAGCUUUGAUGAAUAAAUUUGGAGCAUCUUUAAUG
Molecule: messenger RNA, 609 nt
Organism: Leptonychotes weddellii (Weddell seal)
Lineage: Eukaryota; Metazoa; Chordata; Mammalia; Carnivora; Phocidae
Source: RefSeq, a predicted model, not a curated record